AAAACAGAAAAAAAAUCUUUCUUGAGGAACGUUAUGGAACAUCGGGACAGAUACAUGGCUGAAAAAAUUAUGUGAACUUCAAAAAGGUGUCAAUCCCGAGACUCUGUAACUCCCAUUAAAACCUCCAAGGUCUGUUUAGCUAACUCCGCCCUUCAUCAGCACAGUACAGGAGGUUAGGUUUCAUCUAACUCUCCGUCAAAAGGGGUUAAAAAUGGGGGCGUGGCUGCUUUAACUGGCACACCGGAUGGUACAAACAGAUGCAGCCAAUAGGUAGGCGAUCAUAACAUCACUCGGGCCAAGAGAGGACUGGACGAUGUUAUGAAACAAUAGAUGGCUACAUCCAUCUUUAAUAUACAAGCUAUGAGAGAAGCAAACUGUUCAAGCCUAUCCUAGCAGUCAUCAGUCUAUUGCGGGGCCAGACAAUCGAAACAGACAACCAUUUCUGCUCAUAUUCACACCCACGGUCAAUUUAGCGUAUCCCCACGCUUGUGUUUUGACUGUGGGAGGAACCUAGAUAACCACAGUCAAACUAGGCCCAGCAAUGAAUUUGUCUUCUGUGCUGUGGUCCAUUCUGGGUCUAUGAACAAAUAUCAGAAAUUGUUCUUUGGUCCCAGUUUGGAUUUGUGUUUGCCUGAGAGCAGCAGAUUCUGGUGGAAACAGCCCCAGCCUUCCAGUUAUUAAUAACAGGUACUGGAAUAUCCACUAAAACCCCACAAUAUCAUGACAGAAGCGCGGGGAAAGGUUAGGUGAAUAUCCAGACCUUUCCCUCAGGAGUUGGCGAAGACAAAGGGUCUUCGGCAACUCUGGGUCCUCCUGGAUGUGUUUGAAAAUGGUGACUUAGUCAAUGUUUUGUCAACGAUGUCUCCAUGUAGUCAAAAAUGAUUAUGUACUACUUUAAAAACAGUAAAAAUAAUAAGUCUUACAGCAGAGGUUUUGUGGUGAAAGUUGUGUUGAUUUUCAGUAGUCGUAAAAGGAUAACACUGGGGAGUGAACACACAGAUGGAAAUCAUUAAAAUUCAGAAACAGGAUAUCAGGACUUAAUAUCUGCUUCCUAUAAGGUUUGGUCCAAAAAUAGCAACUGUGGGCUCCCUAAAUCCUCAGUUGUUACACUCUUGGGCCGAUAAUGGAGACCAUGUGACCUUGGGCCUGACUCUGUGUGCAAAUAGACAUUUUUUACUAUCAAGCUUUCUUUAGUCCACCAGGAAGAUGUGACGGCCUGUUGCAGCAGCAGUUUAACAAAGAGGCAGAUAACAAGAACGUCUGUCAACCAUCAGCCUGGCAGAUGAGUGGCAGAGGCAGGAAAGGCUCAUUCCUUCCCAUCUGUGACGCACCAAUAUCAGGAGUGUAUCUGCGGGUCACACAAAGAAGCUCAGGAAUGAAGGACAGUUGUGUAGUGAGACGAGGGUUCAGGUGACGAACUGAGCAGUUGUUCGGAUCUGAUUGGAAGCCAGCGUGAAUCGUUGCUAACUAGUGUCAUCAGAGUCUCUCACGGCUUAGCUGUUUGUUUGCUUCACACGCACUGUAGCGUGUAGCAUGUGCCAAUACAUUGGACGAGGCCUCGGACGCCUGCUUCAUUAGUCACCCAGUUUCCACUGCCAUCACCUUUGACUUGUUCCUGUUAUUCUAAUUGAGAGGAAUGCCUUGCAAGCUGGUGCCCCAGAUGAAAUGUCGUGAGCGUGCCUCACCUAUUCUUGAUUUCAGUUAACCCCUUUUCAGACACACUGCUGCUCUUCUCAGAGGAGGAAGUAACUUUCAGCAAGCGUUACACAAGUGUGGAAGUGGCUGAACGAACGGGAAUGAGGAUUUUGUACUGCUCUGUCAUUCUCACGAGCUACUUGAAAUGUUGUCAAGACCCAAAGUGAACUCAGUAGCUUUUACGCUCUAUCAUUAAGGCCUCACACCUCAUUGCAUUUCAAUUUCAUUUGUGCCACCGUUGCCUAAUAGAUGCAUCCUGUUGCACUGAACGAUAUCAACAGACCUGUGGUGUAUUUUGUCCAAAAAAAAGAGAAAUGGUCAAUGGAGCCUAGGCAGCAGCUCGCAAGAAUCCACCAUUUACAAAGCAAAUAAACAAGUGCAGAAUAUCAACUCUGGAGCACCCACCCAAACAAAAUAGCUCUUCCACAAGGAAGAGGCUACAGGACAGUGUUUACAAAAUCCUCAUUAAGGAAGUUGUGAGAUAACACGGUCAUGUGCAUCUCACAAAGUUGAAGGGAAAGCAGGCACGCAUACACACAUACACACACACACACCAACUAAGAGACCAUACGCACAGAAGCAAUGCAGAGCCCACCAUAGCAUAGAUAAGGGACAGAAAGAAAGAGCUGGCAACAGAGAGCAGAGCACAGAGGGAGACUGACAGAGCAGAGGACACAACAGAGAUGAGUCGGACGGACAAAGACGAGCCUCGGCCACCCUGCCACCGGAACUACAGCGGCGUCGCAAAGGACAUCAAAAGGUGUGCGUGAGAAUAAAUGCUGUGAGGUCUGGAAGACAGCAUCAGGAAUACACACGCAGAGAGGCUCACACUGGCCUGUGCAAGGGCCACCAACACUUUUCAGCUGAAAGAACUUUUUAGCCUACAGAUAAACUGAUCUUUACCUAAAUUAACCUCUGAAUUAGAGAUCUUUUUUUUUUCUUUUUUUGCAUGAACUCAUCCAAAGACAACCCUAGAGGGCAUAAAUUAAAUUGCUGCAGAUUAUUUCUCCCAUGGCGAGCACUUGGGUCUCUCAACUGGGAACCAUUUGCACCUCCAAGACCUUGUUCUUGACAUACUCCAUCCUGCUGCUUCAGGGGCCCCUCUGUGGAGAGACUAGCCCCAUCUCCAGUGCCCGUCAGAGACAGCGUCCCGCUCCAGGGCUCGGAGACGGGCAUGGAGGGGUUGUGGAUUUAUCGUUGCUGGAGCAGGACGGCAACAAGGAUGUGCAAAACCUGCUGGAGAACCUAAAAGAACAGUUUCUGCGUACUUUCAACCUCUCUGGCAUGGGUCCUCCUUCCUUAGCUCCUGGAAGUACACGACAGGAGCCACCUGAAUACAUGAUGGAGCUCUACAACCGCUUUGCUAAUGACCACAGUGCCAUGCCCACGGCAAAUAUCAUCCGCAGCUUCAAAAACGAAGAUUCCUCUCCCAGUGCUGUUGGUGUGGGAGGAGUGAGGCGCCACCCUCUCCUCUUCAAUGUGUCAGUCCCACAUCAUGAACGCAUCACAGCUUCUGAGCUUCGCCUCUACACCCUAGUCCAGACCGAUCGCCACCUCUAUGCUGGUGUCGAUCGCCGGGUAACUAUCUACGAGCUGGUAUCGCAUGACGAUAACGAGACGGAUGCGAACGCUGCCAGAGGAGACGCAUUCAGCGGAGGAGAGGAGCGGAUAGAGUUGGUGGAACUGGCUUCACGCCAGGUCUACGGCACCGAUAACGGCUGGGAGGCAUUUGACCUCACUGCUGCUGUACAGCGCUGGCAUGGAUCUGACGAUGGAACCACACACAGGUUGGAGGUGCAUAUUGCCAGCAUCGCCGAUGAUGGUAAUGUUCAAGACGUGACAGAAGCCAACAAAGACAGCACUCUGCCUCAAGGGGACAUGAAGAUUGACACGAGCCCAGAGAAAAAACACAAACCCCUGCUAAUUGUUUUCUCCGAUGAUCAGAGCAGCGAUCACCGCGAUGACAGGCGGGAACUGAAUGAGAUGAUCGACCACGAAACCUCUAACAUGGUCGUGCAGAAUGACUUUGGGACUUGGGGGAGUGAAGAAAGUGAGCCAGAUGAGGAAGACCUAAUCCAAAUGCGCUCCAAUCUCAUCUAUGACUCGGCUUCUCGCAUUCGCCGCAACGCCAAGGGAAACCACUGCAAGAAGCAGUCUCUGUACGUAGAGUUCAAGGACAUUGGAUGGGACAGUUGGAUCCUUGCCCCCACUGGUUAUGAUGCCUUUGAGUGCAGUGGAAUUUGUUCCUACCCACUGACAAAGCACGUCACACCCACCAAGCACGCCAUCGUCCAGACACUGGUCAACAUCAACAGCCCUCAGAAGGCAGCACGAGCGUGCUGUGUGCCCACCAAGCUGGACCCCAUCUCCCUGCUGUACCUGGACGACACGGGGGUGGUCACCUACAAGUACAAGUAUGAAGGCAUGGUGGUGGCCGAGUGUGGCUGCAGAUAAUCUGGACUAUCUUAGAAAGUCUACUGAAAGUCUUACGAUAAGAGGAAGGACAAAAUAACUAAAGAGAGGGAGAUGAACUGAGAAUGCAGAUUCCUACAGUCUCUAUAAGGGUUCCUCAGCAGGACUGAAUGUGUUCAGUCACUAUGCAUGAAACUAUAAGAACUCUCAAAUGUGCAGCAAAUAUAAUAUCUUGUACCACGAGACACAUUAUUUCAUCUUAUACAGCAAAGGUGAAUAUGGACGUUGUUGUCAAUAACGAUGCACGUCCUCAUACACGUAAGACUAGAAAGUCUCAAGAUUUCCCAAAGAACCAAGCCCAUCCUGCAGCCUGGUGGGAACUAGUGGGCCCGCUGCCCCCCUCCCUCUCCCCUUUCCCCUGACAUCUGCCUUCCUCUCCACUUAUCUCUAGCCUCCCCACUUGAUGCAAACACUAAUCAGCACUUCAUGUGCCUCGGCGCAGUGAAAUGACCUCCCCGAGGCAACCUGACAAGGCAUGAACUCUCCAGGCCCACCGCCUGCCUCCUGUGGCCUCCUGAUACGUGGGUACUGUGCUGAGGUCCCAGUGUCAGGGUUAUCAAUCCUAACCCCAUUUCCCACUUCACAUGCCUCUUUUCCACUCCCCCGAGCCUCAGUGAUAACAAGGUGUUGUUGGUUGAGAACCAUGUAUGCCACCACUCAGCUUCGGAGAACUUAAAGCCGCUGUGAGAAGCUUUUGAGGUGAUGCUUCGGGGGGAGUGAGGCAGGGGUGGGCCACAUUCCUAGGCAACAAACAUUCUUAACUAGCUUGUCUUGCUGACCUAGCACUGUGUGGACCCCCCUCCACCCACCCACCCACAGACACACAAACUGGACAUAUCUCCAACUCCUUUGUUUUUCCCACUUUGAUGGUAAAUGUCUUGGUUGGAACAUUACUGUGGAGUGGGGAAGCAGCUACACAUCAUCCAUAGAUGGAUUCCCAAAGAAGAUCAUUAUUUUCUUUUGUUAAAGGCCUUUUGAUACCUCUGCUGCUUGUGUCAAAUAAAAGACUAUUUAUUGUUCUAAUUUAUUGAUUUUUAUAACAGAGUAGAAAACUAUAUAUGUAUAACUGUAAGUCAGCAUAGAGACGUUUUUUGCAACCAUGACAAUGCAUUUGCAGCACAAGUGAAUUUUGUUGGGAAGAGAAAUGCUAACAGUUUCUGAAAGAAUAAAGAAUAAUUAUUAAAAACAAAUCCUGAAUGAAUCGUGUGCCUGAAUCACUGAUCCCUGCAGUUUCACCAAACUUGCACAUCACCCGGGCCAACAGUAUCAGCUUGCAGGUCACAGUUCGUGCACCACAAGCAAACAAAGAACCAUGGGAAAAUAAGUUGUGGCCCCGCUAAUGAUUAAAACGGACGAGCUGCUGCUCGCACUGACAGGUCGCAGGCCGCAGAUAGCAAUGAUGGAAAACCUGUUCAUAAAAAGCAAAAACAAACAAAAAAAAGCAAAGAAAUCUCUUUCUGCUGCUGCUGCAGAGGUUUCUGUGAAUGUCUGUGGGAUUGCAAUCGCAAGACUGGCUGUGAUGUUGUUUUCACGCACCAAUGCACACUGAAGAUUUAAAUAAAAGAUGCAGUUCAGACCUGAAAUGCUGAACUCUUUCUGUUCUUUCUGAUUUGUUAAUCAUGUGGAUCACAAUAAAGUUCUAUGAAAGGCACUUGUGCUCAGUUUGGGUAAAUGAUAGUGCUGUGCGAUAUUACUCAUUUUUGGUAUCUGAUUCCAAGUAAACACAGGGCCAGUCUUGCUGGUACUGAUACUUUUGACUUAUAAAGGCAGCUUUUGUAGGGGAGAUCAGUGUGUCAUGGGUUACAACUUUGCAAAUUCUGAGCACAUUUUAAUGGCCGCUCCAAACACAUUUCAGCUUUUCAUGUAUUUUGAAACUGGUUUUUUUGGAGACCUUUAAUGCAAAUGUGUCUGUCUAUAAAGCUCUUUGGAUACAUUUCUGUUUUUUGAACAUAUUACAAGUUAUUUUAAAAAAGUAGACGUGACAGUCAACACAAAACGGUUCAAAGAGCAUGUUUGAGGCAUAUUUUUUCGUGGACUACACAGAGGAUUGAAACAAAGUAUCGAUCCUGUCGCAGUAGUAUCAAUCCACCACAACUAAUGAUAUAGAGACUAUCGAUAUUUGCAUCAAUCCGCCCACCUCUAGUAAAUAAAACUGCUAAAGCUGCAGGAAAUUAGGUCAAAGAUGAAAUAUGGAGACUUAAAUGUGUGAAGUGAACUAUAGAAAGCUAGGAAAAGAUUGGAGUCUGGUAGCAGGCAAGCGACUAUAAAAUAAACGUAUAGUCACAAAUGAAUAUUAAGAAAACGCACACACAACCUGUUUGUAUGCUCUGUUAAAGGCCAAGCUAACUGUAGGCUAGCUGCCUGCACACUUGGUACAAAACCCAAUGAUUCUGAUCACAAAUACAGCAAAUAAAUGUGAGAAGUGUAAUGUUUAAAAUGCAUCUUUUGAAAUCAUAGCAUAGCUAAAUUAUUACAGUCCUAUCGUUUUGCAAUCCUUCCGCUGCCUUUCAGAAUGUCGUAUUUACA
This is a messenger RNA of Haplochromis burtoni (Burton's mouthbrooder), 6693 nucleotides long. It is a transcript of the gene bmp10, whose product is annotated as bone morphogenetic protein 10. Gene Ontology annotation, molecular function: cytokine activity; growth factor activity. The transcript has 2 exons. Gene Ontology annotation, cellular component: extracellular region. Gene Ontology annotation, biological process: SMAD protein signal transduction; BMP signaling pathway. The coding region runs from base 2707 to 4149 and encodes 480 amino acids. Lineage: Eukaryota; Metazoa; Chordata; Actinopteri; Cichliformes; Cichlidae. The record is from RefSeq and is a predicted model, not a curated record.